This is a messenger RNA of Plasmodium yoelii, 1755 nucleotides long. RefSeq names its product PIR protein. The record is from RefSeq and is a predicted model, not a curated record. Bases 1 to 1755 code for a protein of 584 amino acids. The transcript has 3 exons. Lineage: Eukaryota; Apicomplexa; Aconoidasida; Haemosporida; Plasmodiidae.
AUGAGUUCCCAUGUGUGUGAAGCAUUUAAAUUUGUUGAUCAAAUUUUGCCUGAUAAUUAUUCUUUCGAUAAAAAUAAAGUAUCUACUGCUAUACAAACUUAUUGUCGAUCUAACAAGAAACCAUGGAAAAGAGAAUGUAAUACUAUCGGUGAAGUAGUUAACGCUGUUACUAUAAUGUUACUUCAUAAAUUAUUCACUUUGAAUAAAAAUCUAGAAUCUGAAAAUAACAAUAACGAAUAUAUCACGUAUGUUAUGCUAUGGUUAAGUAAUAAAAUGAAACUAAUUGCAAAAGGGAGGUACGGAAGCGUGGCAGAUUUUUAUGUCACAUUUAUACAAAAUAGUAAAAAGUAUAUAUUAUAUCAUGAUAAAAUCGAUAAAAACAGAAAAAUGAUGAAUCUUAAUAUUGAUAGAAUGCGUAGACUUUAUGGGUUACUUAUUAAGCUGUGCAAUGCAAUUAAUAAACAUAAAAAAGAUCCUUCAAAUUGCUCCAAUUUUUCAGAUUUUGUUAACGAUUGGAUAAAACAAUACAUAUACCUUAUUUUAAAAAAAAAGAGAGUUUUUGAAGAUGAACAUUAUUGUGAUGUAUUGGUGACUUUAAAAAAUGCUUAUGAAAAAUUUAAAAAAGAUAAUGAUACCAAAAAUUCUUUUCCAGAAAUUAUAGAGAUAGAAGGAAUAAAAACUUGUAAGCAAUUAGGUAAAGAAGCAACAACUUCAUCGAAAGUUAUAAACGUGGAAUUAAAAGACUUACCGAGUACAGAAACUAAUUUAGAGAAAACCAAAGAUACCCCGAGAUAUAUAGAUUUUAAAAAUGUAUUUGAAAUUUAUAGUUUAUUAUUUAGUGAUAUGUUUACUAAUAUUGGAAAUAGCUUAUAUAAAAAUGUGUUGUCAACGUUAAAAGAUUUUUACGGUAAAUUAAAAAAUUCUGCUGAUAACACGAUUAGUUAUGUGAAUGAACUUAAAACAACAAUAGAAACUCUUAUAUUAGAUAAAUGUAUGUCUGAAAAAAAAGAAACAGGAAGUGAACCAUCAUCACCACCAAGUUCUGGUGAACAAACUAAUACACAGCAAUCGUCUUCGGAGACAUCUGGAAAUGAAGGUUCUGGUCAAAAGUGUUACGAAGCAUCUCAAAUAACAUUGUCAAGUUCAUCGACUGAACAAGAAAUUCCAGUAUACAAAGUAGCAGGAGAUGGGACAACCGAAAUAGGUGAUAAUCCACUCAACGUAUACAAGAAAAUGGGAAUUUCAAUUUUAAUUAUUUUAAUACCCAUUGCUUUAGCUAUUAUGUACAAGUAUUUGCCAUUUGGAUGGAGAAAAAAAUCAAAGAAAAAACAAAAGAUGAAAAAGGCUAUAAAUAUGUUUGAUACAAAUGAAACAACAGAAGAAGUUAUAAACCCAACUGAUCGAAAAAAACAAAUGAAAAUAACUAUAAAUUUAUCUAGUCAAAACAAACAGGAUAAAAAGCUUACCAAUUCAUCUACUCCAAAAAAACAGGAUAAACAAUUUAUAAAUUCAUCUACUCCCAAAAAACAGGAUAAACAAUUUAUAAACUCAAAUGAUCGAAAGAAAAAAGUGGAAAUAAUUAUAAAUUCAUCUAAAAAAAAACAGACUAAGGAUUUUAUAAAUUCCACUUAUUGGGGAAAAUAUCCAUUAUUAAAUAUAUAUAAACUUAUGAAGGCCGAUCCUGUACCAUUUAUAAUUUUAUUUUUGUUGUUUAUUUUUUAUCUUUAUAAAAGAAAAGGCGAUUCUUUAGAAUAA